Molecule: messenger RNA, 945 nt
Organism: Paramecium sonneborni
Lineage: Eukaryota; Ciliophora; Oligohymenophorea; Peniculida; Parameciidae
Source: the annotation of a GenBank genome assembly
GUAUUUAUCCAAACUUCAUGUAAAAGUAGGAUUUACAAACUCUGAUUGAAAAUAUCUUUAUUUUUAUGAUGAUGAUUUUCAACUCCAGAAGGAAAGAUUAAUAAUCAUUUAUAUAAGUAAUCCUCAGAUUAAACUAUCUAAUCUAAAAGUGAAUCAAAAAUGCUAUUGAAAGUAUGUUAAUGUUAUUUAAGUAAUUCUGUAAAAGAUAAAUAUGAAGUAAUUAGUUUAUCGUUCUCUCAGAAAUCAUUAAUUUUAUAAAUUAUGGGUGAUAAUAAUUAAGAUGGUAUACAAUUAUUGAAAACUCUUCUUACAGCUGAUGUACCCGCUGAAGGAUCUGUAAUACAAUCUAUUAGAAAUGUAAUGUUCUUUUCUAUUCUUAGAAAGUGAAUUCAUUACUCAAUAACAAAUAACAGAUUUCCAUUUUGUAAGAAUUACAAUAAGCGUAUAAAUCAUUGCAAUUUAAAUUUAGCAAUCUUGAUAAUGAAUUUAAAGAAAUGACUGACAACACACUUAUGGGACUCAAUGCCAUUUAUUUUUCAUCUGUUGUACUUACAUAAUUUAUGUUUACUCGAAAAGUCAGUAAGGUUGUUUUCCUUCUCAGUUGUGCUUAUUUUAACUUCUAUAUCAUUCAACCUAUUGAAGUCGAGUACAAAUUACGUAAACUAUCCUUACAAAAUACUCUUGCAGGAUAAGAAGUCAGAAAUCUAUAUAGAUUUUACUUCAAAGAUCAUGAUUUUACUAAAGAGAUGACAGAAAAAUGCAAAUUGUAUACAUAAGCUGAUGAAAUUAAAAAAUAAAUUUAUUCCCGAAAAUUGUGAUGUUGACUAUUCUCGUGCCUUUAUAUUUUGACUUCAAUUAUAAAGAUGGUAGAAUUAGCCAAUUUAUUUACGACCACUCAAAAGGCGUUCCAUAUCGAUUUAUCGACAUGAAAUUCCUCGAAUCGAU